Quercus robur (English oak) is the source of this 1012-nucleotide messenger RNA. RefSeq names its product transcription factor bHLH52-like. The transcript has 2 exons. Gene Ontology annotation, biological process: regulation of DNA-templated transcription. Gene Ontology annotation, molecular function: protein dimerization activity; DNA-binding transcription factor activity. The record is from RefSeq and is a predicted model, not a curated record. NCBI's taxonomy places the organism in Eukaryota, Viridiplantae, Streptophyta, Magnoliopsida, Fagales, Fagaceae. Bases 12 to 908 code for a protein of 298 amino acids.
UUCUCAUUUCCAUGGCUUUAAGCUUUUGCUCCAACUGGGACAUGACCAGUUUCCAACCAGAGCAAGCAGCAGACCUCAGUUUUGAAUACAAUUUAGCUCUUGCACAGGAAAAUUUCCAGCUUGGUUCACAUUUCGAGCAGCCCGAUGAGUCAUCCUUGUAUCAUGUGGACAGCUACACCAAUCUACUCCCAUACUUCUCUGCUGCCCCAUCAGAUAACUUGAUCACCUCCGGCGUCCACUCACCGGAAAUGUUUUUGCUGGAUGAUUCCUACUCCUACCAGUACCCAAAACGCCAGAGAACUAGUACUUACGGUGGUGAAAAUUCAAAUUAUUACUACUCGAAUUUCACACCUGGUUUCUAUGAUGGGUAUGUUCCAAAUCCUGAUAAUUUGGUACCCGAGUCCAUGCCGGAAGUUAUGGCUCAAUUUCUAGUAUCAUCAGGUAACUAUGGUUGUGGAAGUAGUACUAGUAGUCCUCAGAGUAGUGUGAAGAAACCCAUGAAAGUGAGCUUGUCUGCUCAAAGUAUUGCUGCACGUGAAAGGAGAAGGAAGAUAACAGAGAAGACUCAGGAACUUGGGAAGUUGAUUCCUGGUGGGCAUAGGUUGAACACUGCUGAGAUGUUCCAUGCUGCUUUCAAUUAUGUCAAGUACUUGCAGGCUCAAGCUUCAGUUCUUCAACUCAUGGGCUCAAUUCAGGAAAUAAAAGAAGAACCAAUCACCAAUUAUUCAAGAGAAGAACUCCAAGCUCUAAUUGCAUCACCAAUUAUUCAAGAGAAGUUGUCCUCAGAGGAGAAGUGCUUGGUUCCAAAAGAAUUUCUUCAAAUUCUAGCUGAUGAUAAAGAAGUCCAAUUAAAGCCAGUUAUCGUCGAGGACAUUGAUCAGUUGCUGCAAACCAAAACCGAUGGCUGACAGUGAUCACAUUGCUUAAUUUGCUUGUUAGUGUAUCUUUAUUUUUGUUUUGCGUUUUCCUUUUAUUUUUUGUUGUACUUUUUUUCUUCCUAGUUUUACUAGUA